Messenger RNA from Pelagomonas calceolata, 1939 nucleotides. The record is from the annotation of a GenBank genome assembly. NCBI's taxonomy places the organism in Eukaryota, Pelagophyceae, Pelagomonadales, Pelagomonadaceae.
GCCCAUCGAGUGCGCCCUUUUUGUGCUCAUUGGUGGUCAUUCUUCGCUAGCUGUUGGUGGGUAGAUCAUCAGACACACCUUCGAUAGCGUCGCACCGAAAUUCGCAUCCGUACGGCCGCCAAACAAGAGCUAGAGCCGCAGAGCACAGAGGCCAGCAAACAAAAUGUCGGACAGCCGCGUCGACGUAGAACAGCCGUCGAGCUGGGAGGUGCGCUGGAAGGGUCUAACGUUCAAAGUACCGGACAAAACCAAUGGGCAGAAGACGAUCCUGGACGAUUGUUCGGGCGCCGUGCGCGGCGGGCAGGUCUGCGGCGUCCUCGGGCCGUCCGGCAGCGGCAAGACGACGCUGCUCGAUGCCCUGGCGGGCCGCAUCGACGGAUCCCGCAAAGGACGGGUGUUAGAGGGAGACAUCGCGGGCUGCGAGCGCUGCGCGUACGUCCAGCAAGAGGAGGCCUUAGUCGGAGUGCUCACGACGAAGGAGACGCUGCACACGGCCGCGGCGUUGGUCGGCGGCGCCGCGGCGCGCCAACGAGCCGACGCGCUGCUCGACGAGCUCGGGCUGACGAGCUGUGCGGACGUCAUCGUCGGCACGAUCCUGUUGAAGGGUCUCAGUGGAGGCCAGAAGCGCCGCCUGUCUAUCGCGGUAGAGCUCGUGGCCGAACCCAAGACGCUGCUCCUCGACGAACCUACUUCGGGACUGGAUUCCGCCUCGGCGCUCGCCGUCCUGGAGAAGGUCAAGGCCGUCGCGUCGUCGUCGGCGGUCGCCGUCGUGCUCACGCUGCAUCAGCCGUCGCACGCGGCGUGGCAGACGUUGGAUCGCGUCUCGUUCAUGGCGAGAGGGCGAGUCUGCUACUUUGGGGAUGAUGCCGGCCUCAAAACGUUCCUAGCUUCCGCUGAUUCCCCGGUGCCCGGUAACCGCGACGUCGCCGAGUACGUGCUGUCGCUGACGAACGAGGACUUUCCCGGCCACGGGGAUGUGGAUUCGAUUGUGGCCAAAUUUCGGGAGACGCGAGAAGGCGAUGGCGUUGUCGAAGGCUCCGCGGCGCCGCCGCGCCGCCGCGCCGGUUUCUUGACACGCUUUGCCGUGCUGUGCGGCCGCGGCUUCCGCGAGCUGAUCCGAGACCCGGGGGUCAUCAUGGUCCGCUUGGCGAUGUACGCGAUGCUGUCUGCGUUGAUCGGAGCGAUGUACGCGAACGUGGGAGACGACAAGGACCAGGAGUCCGUCGUGGCGCGCGUCUCCGUCUUGUUCUACGUGGCGGCGUUUAUGGUGUUCAUGAGCGUCGCGGUGCUGCCGUUCGUCAUGCUCCAGCGGGAUGUGUUCGUGAAGGAGCGGAUGAAUGGCCAUUAUGGGGUAAUGGAGUACGUGCUGGCGCGCUUCGUCGUGGCUGUUCCUGGGGUGGCUUUGCUGGCCAUCGUCACGACGCUGCUCGUCGUCUUUCCCGCCAAGCUGAACGGUCCGGUGAUCUACGGCCUCGACCUGUUCGUUUCACUACUCGUAGCCGAAGGGUUUAUGUCCCUUGUCGCCGCUUGUGUCCCCCACUACAUUAUCGGCAUCGCGUUAGCGGCAGGCAUCUUCGGGUUUCACAUGCUGUGUGAAGGGUUCUUCAAGGUCAAGUCAGAGAUUCCAGACUACCUCAAGUAAGUGCCAUCGACGCGGCUCGUCGCUCACCGCCCACGUCCGCGCAGGUGGGGCUACUACAUCGCCUUCCACUCGUACACGUUCCGUAUAUUUAUGCACAACGAGUUCAACCCGAUCAACAACCUCGACUGCAAGCCGUUCUGCGACGGGGAAGAGGUACUACGCUUCUACGAUAUGGGCGACGUCGACGUGGCCGCGGACUUCGGCGUGCUCAUCGGCUUCGCCGUAUUCUUUCAGUUGUGCUUCGCUGUGGUCUUGUACAAGUUCCACACCGGGCGGCGCUGAGCUAAGUAUGUGUAU